GUCACAACCAUACACUAUACAAUAAAAAUCACUUUCAAUCAUUUCAAAUUAUAGAAAAAAAAAAUUCAAAACUUCAUUAUAGUUUAAUUUGGCCAAUUAAUAUGGCUGAAGAAUUUCAAGGAGGAGUAUCAUUUGGUGAAACAUGGUGGAAUUUAUCAAAAAAUCUCUUCGGCCUUCCUUUGCCGUGUUCUUCCGGAGCCAACGACGUGGCGGACUUUGAUUGGCCGAGCCAGGCCAUGAAAGCUUCGGAGGAUAAUUGCUCGAUCGCCUUACCACCACCAGAUUCAAGCAUGAGUACUUUCGGUGGGAAUUAUCCUCUCCAGCUGCAACCACUGAACUCCAUAUCAACCUCCAAUGAUUUUCCAUUAAAUAAUAUCUCACCUUCAUACAACAGCUACACCGAAUCUUUGUUGCAAACUCUUUUCGACACGGAUAAUUUCGACCCGGCCCAAUUACCCUCGCUCGAUCAUAAUCAGCAAACUAUGAAUAACUUCCCAAGUUACGAUCAAAUGAAUGUUAAUUCUCACGAUUUAAACGUGCCGAGUUUCUCAUCAACAAGAGUUCCAAACACCCAUGUUAAGCGGGUAAACGAAGACCCGGGAGACUCGGGUUCGGUGGCUACAAAGAAAGGAAACGACGAGGGUGGUGUGAAACGUGCAAGAAUCGUGACCCCAUCGCCAUUGCCGACGUUUAAGGUUCGAAAAGAAAAAUUGGGGGAUCGAGUAACUGCUCUCCAGCAGUUGGUUUCGCCUUUUGGAAAGACUGAUACUGCAUCAGUUCUUCAUGAAGCUAUUGAAUACAUCAAGUUUCUCCAUGAUCAAGUCAGUGUAUUAAGUACACCGUAUCUGAAAAAUGGAUCUCAUCUGCAUCAACAUCGACAGGUUCCUAAUAAAGUUAAUGAUCAAGAAGAAAGGCCAAUACGAGACCUUAAAGCCCGAGGCUUAUGCCUUGUGCCAAUAUCAAGCACUUUUCCAGUUACUGCAGAGACUUCCACGGACUUCUGGUCCCCAAUUUUUGGAGACUGUUUCAAAUAGAUUAGAGAUAUCAAAUAAUAACCAAAAAAGAAAAAAAAAAAANAUAAGAGUACAGUGAUCAAAUAAUAGGAAAAAAGAGUAAAGUUACAAUGGAAAUGAAGAGGAGAGAAAAGACAAAAGGAAAAGCAGUGGCUGUCCAAAAGCAAAGAUAGCCCCAUUAUUCCUGGGCCAUAUAUUUAUUUAAGCUAGCAUAUUUAUGUAAUCUCUCGUCCGAGGCAAUGUUUUAAUCCAUUGUUUGCCUGGGAAGACGGGAUUAUUAAGGAUAGCGUGAAGUUGUAAUAAAGUUUUUUUAUGACUAUGUUCGAAUUAUAAAUAUAUUUUAUUUCAUUAAAUUAAAUAUA
This is a messenger RNA of Striga asiatica, 1375 nucleotides long. The record is from the annotation of a GenBank genome assembly. Lineage: Eukaryota; Viridiplantae; Streptophyta; Magnoliopsida; Lamiales; Orobanchaceae.